Messenger RNA from Limanda limanda (common dab), 2305 nucleotides. It is a transcript of the gene nup50, whose product is annotated as nucleoporin 50. The record is from RefSeq and is a predicted model, not a curated record. NCBI's taxonomy places the organism in Eukaryota, Metazoa, Chordata, Actinopteri, Pleuronectiformes, Pleuronectidae. The transcript is spliced from 8 exons. Gene Ontology annotation, cellular component: nuclear pore. Gene Ontology annotation, biological process: protein import into nucleus. Bases 179 to 1615 code for a protein of 478 amino acids.
CUGUGUAAAAUGGCGGCGUGAGCGAGACUCGAUCCAAACCCUGAGCUUCAUCGGUUGAUUCGGUUCAGUUCUGUUCGUACCUGAGUUCCUGCCGGAGCCGGUGAGCCGGAGCUUCUGCCCGGAGCAGGUUCGAGUCCCUGCGUCUCCAGGAAAAUAACGUCCACUCAGAGCAGGUGGGAUGGCGAAGAGGAUUGCUGACAAGGAGUUAACGGACAGGAACUGGGAUCAGGAGGAGGAGGGAGAGGAGGCCGGGCAGUUUUCACUUGCAAGCCAAGAUGUGCUGAAGAGCCGAGUGGUGAAAAGAGCCAAACGCCGCAACGUUGGAGCAGAGGGCGAGAACAGCGGAGCUUUCAAAGGGUUCAAAGGUUUUUCUUUGGCCAAGCCGGCGGAGAGCACCACCUCGCCUUCCACCAUGUUUUCUGGGUUCGGUAACGGAGGAGGAUUUCAAGGCCUCAGCAGUCUGACCAACGGAAACAGCAGCAGUCCGUCGUUCGGAGGCUUCUCGGCUCCGGCUGCAUCCACUGGGACGCCAGGUCUGACGUUCAACAGCCCCUCCUCCGCAAAACCCUUUGCUGACAUCAUGGCCAAGCAAACCAAUGGCUCCUCCCCAAGUCCUGCUUUGAGCUUCGGCAUCAUCAGCGGCGGCAGCAGUGUGGGCAACAAGGAGUACAGCCGGCAGCUCACAGCGCUCAACUGCUCUGUGCGCGACUGGAUCACCAAACACGUGAACGACAACCCGCUGUGCGACCUCAACCCCAUCUUCAGGGACUAUGAGCAACACCUGGCCAGCAUCGAGCGGCAGUACGGCGCCGGGUCGGCUGCUGCGGCUGACGGAGGCUCGGAGGAGAAGAAGCAGGCAGGGACCACCUCAUCCACCCCCCCUCCUCCCUCGUCUUCCUCCUCCAGCAGCCCGGCGGCUCCGGCUCCAGCCGCUGCCACUUUGUUCUCCUUUGGAAAACAAUCCACAGACGACUCGACCCAAGACAAAAGCUCCACCACCGCUCCCAUCCCCUCCGGCAUCACGUUUAACUUCGGUAAGAAGGUGGACAGCUCCGUCCUCGGAUCCCUAGGGUCCAAAUCCAUGUCCCCCGGCUUCUCCUUCUCCUCGUCCUCCAGCACCCCCUUCAGUCAGAGCCCCAUGUUCGGAGCUCCAGGAUCUGCUGCUCCUCUGUCCUUCGGCGGGACGAAGGCUGAGGAAGCUGCGCCUGCAGUCGAGAACGGAGAGGAGGAGUCGGAGGAGCCGCCAAAACCUGACGUCAGAGAAGUGAAGGAGGACGAUGCUUUCCUCUCCAAGAAGUGCAAAAUGUUCUACAAGAAGGACUCAGAGUUUAAAGAGAAGGGUGUCGGAACUCUGCACCUCAAACACAUCGAGGACGGGAAGACGCAGCUGGUGAUUCGGGCCGACACCAACCUGGGAAACAUCCUGCUCAACAUCCUGGUGUCGGCGUCCAUGCCGUGCUCUCGAGUCGGUAAGAACAACGUGAUGGUCGUGUGCGUCCCGAACCCGGUCAUCGACGACAAGAACCCGACCUGCCCCAUCCCGCUCCUCAUCCGAGUGAAAACCGCUGAGGAAGCCGACGAGCUCCACAAGACGCUGGAGGAGAAGAAGGGCUGAACCCCCCCCCCCCACCCCAAGCUUUUAGCAGCCUCCCGUGGUCAUCCUCAGAUUUCCUCAUGUCGGUUUCCCCCCCCACACACACCCAACACACAAAUGUCAGUGUAAAUAACUCAUCCUGGUAAAUCAGCUGUUUCACCACAAGUAAUUGGUCGUCAUACUGUGAACUGUUUUAGUUUUGAAACGUCGGAGCCGGUCGUUGCUCCUCGAAUCCGCCACAUUCCUCCGCUCGGACGCUGCUGCUGUUAAAGGAACAGGACGAUGAAUCUGAUCAGUUUCACUUUUACUGUUUUAAUCGGGUCCCGAGCGACUGAACGUGUGAAUCAAGGAGAAUCAUCAUAAUUAGAGUUCAGAUCGUGCACCUUCGAUCGCCACCACUGAGGGUUUUGGGGGGGGGCACUCCAAACGAAGUCCAGUCGAUUUGGUUUUACAAAUUAAUCACUCGCAGUAACAGUUCAAUUUUUAUUUUUUUGCUCUGGAAACUAUUUAUUGCGUCGGCGGCUUCAAGUCGGCGAGUGGAUCUGGUGUGAAUGUUUCCUCUGACGAGCGUCUGCAGAGAAGUGACUUCUCUGUUUGUCUGAACACGGACUCUGUUGUUUUCUAAGUGUCCUUCGUGUGGCCCGUGGUCUCGGCCUUGAUGAGUCAAGCUGUCAUUGAACAUUUGUAAAGAGGAAUAAAAGGAAACAAACA